This is a messenger RNA of Arachis duranensis, 1161 nucleotides long. Its product is annotated as protein Iojap, chloroplastic. The record is from RefSeq and is a predicted model, not a curated record. NCBI's taxonomy places the organism in Eukaryota, Viridiplantae, Streptophyta, Magnoliopsida, Fabales, Fabaceae. Gene Ontology annotation, molecular function: ribosomal large subunit binding. The transcript has 5 exons. Gene Ontology annotation, biological process: negative regulation of ribosome biogenesis; negative regulation of translation. The coding region runs from base 71 to 796 and encodes 241 amino acids.
GGAUCCUUUUCUCAUCUAUCUCUUCCGCGCUCUGCUUCGAAAAAAUCUCUCUUACAGUUUUCACCACACAAUGCUACCCUGCGCCACGUUCUCAGUUGCGGGAACCACCACCGGAGUUCCGACAAUAUUCUCCAGCGAGUUCCGGCAGCUACGUUACCACGCUGAAACGGUGCGCUCUCGGAAACUCAGGAUUCACUUCAGCUGCUCUUGCCGCGCAAAGGAGCGACCUUCGCAACGGUUCUUGAAGUUGAAUUCGAAGAGAAGGAGCACGCUUUUGACCUUUGCCUUCGGUAAAGAAGCUGAAGACAGCUUCUUCUCGGAUGUAGGUGAAGAUACAGAUGAGAUGUAUGAUGAAUUGUUUAAAAAUUAUGGAAAAGUGGUAUUUAAGAGGAAAGAUCAAAAGCCUGCUACUGCAGAGGUUGAUGAUGAUGCCGAAAGCCUAUCGUUUGCUGUGGAGAUGGCCAAGGUUGCAAGUGAGGUUAAGGCAGCCGAUAUAAAGGUUUUGUUUGUGAAGCCUCUUGUUUACUGGACUCGAUUUUUUAUCAUAGCUACGGCAUUUUCUCGUCCCCAAAUUGAUGCCAUCGGGUCCAGAAUUAGAGAUUUAGCUGAAAAGAAAUAUGGAAAAUUUCCGACUGGAGACUCAAAACCCAACUCAUGGACCCUGUUGGACUUUGGCGAUGUUGUUGUCCACAUCUUUCUUCCACCUCAAAGAGCUUUCUACAACUUGGAAGAGUUCUAUGGUAAUGCAACACCCGUAGAGCUGCCUUUCGAGAAUCAACCACCAUUUCGCAAUUGAGGAGACGUUGGUAUACCAUUAACUAUUAGUCAUGGCCAGCUUUGAGGAGACACAAAAUCACUGCCAAUUUUGGUUUGUUUACAAGAUUGUGGGAUAAACGUUUAUCAGCACAAGACUUUUUAGUGGAUCAUUCAAUGGUGAAACGAUAAUAGCAAUUUGUAUUCGUCCACAAGUCCUUCCCCAACAUGUAUAUUACUUGUUAUCACUCCCGGAAAUCAAUCUGUAUUGGAUAGUUUUGCAUAAGGGGGGUUCUAGUAACUAGAAAGCUUUUCAGACUAGAUUAAAUUCAAUUCGUUCUGUAAAUUUUUCGUGCAAUUUUACUAGCUUCAAAUUUUAUUGAAUAUUGUUAAUCUCUAUUGUUAUCA